Messenger RNA from Passer montanus (Eurasian tree sparrow), 2484 nucleotides. RefSeq names its product xin actin binding repeat containing 2 (gene XIRP2). Gene Ontology annotation, cellular component: plasma membrane; actin cytoskeleton. Bases 1 to 2484 code for a protein of 827 amino acids. Gene Ontology annotation, biological process: actin filament bundle assembly. NCBI's taxonomy places the organism in Eukaryota, Metazoa, Chordata, Aves, Passeriformes, Passeridae. Gene Ontology annotation, molecular function: actin filament binding. The record is from RefSeq and is a predicted model, not a curated record. The transcript is spliced from 10 exons.
AUGCUGGAACUGGCAGACUUGCCCCUGCAGAAGGGCUCCGUGGAGCUCCUCAAGCAGAGAUGGGAGUCUGCCCAUGCUACAAGACCAGGCCUGAUGUUCCAGCACUCGCCACUGCCACCGUCCCUGGUGCCAGACAGGAUGGCCCUGGAGAAGAUGCCAUCAGGCAGCAGGAGAGCAGAUGUGCUCAAGGAGGAGACUCCAGGUGGAUCUCAGCUGGAGCACGUCCCUGUCACUGUGGAGGAGCUGCGGAGCCACUUUGAGGCACUGGGUGGCAGGAAGGAAACAGAAAAUGAGAGAAAUUCACUUUCAUCACCAUUGAAGAGUCAGCCUGGGAACCAUUCUGCCACUUCUCAGGAGGAGUCUAGCGUGAAAAGAGGGAGAGCAAUCUUUGAAAAGAUGUCAUCAGAAAAUGGCCACAGCAACAGCUCUGAAGUGGAGUCUCGCAAACUUGUAAGAGGACUGUCUAAAGAGAGCACUCCCAGGGCUGACAACACACUGCUGGAUUUCCAGGAGACUGUCUCCUUUAAAGAAAGGAUGGCUAUGUACAAGGCUGCUGUGUCCUUUGCCCAUAGUUCACAGAAGACCAAGUUCUGUACUGUGCCUGGUGGCCUGGCAGCAGUGAGAAAACAAUUUGAGAAAGUACAACGGAUGUCUCCAAAAAAGACCUUUGUUCAGUACCAGCACAGAUCUCCACAGGAAACACCAAGUAGCAGGCACCACACAGUAUCAAGUAGCACCAGGGAAGCUGAGUGCAAUGAAAAGACCUCCAAAGAAAAUCAAACAGAAGCCUCUCAAACACAAGAGGUUUCUCCUCAUGAGCAAGUUAUUAAUGAAAUGAAAAUGGCUUCUACAUUCACUCAGCAUGACACAGUAAUCAAUUCAGCUCAGAAUGAAGAGCUCCCAAAGACUGUAACACAAAUUUUAAAACAGCAGAUUGAGAAGGCGGCUCAGGAAAAGGCUGUUCACUCUGACAGAGAGAUCACAACAUCUGCUAAAGAAGUAAAGAAACUGCAGAUUCAGGAAAAUGAAACAUGCAAACUCUGUCAACAGAGAGUUUACCCCAUGGAAUGUCUCAUUGCUGAUAAGCAGAAUUUUCACAAAUCCUGUUUCCGAUGUCACCACUGUGGCAGUCAAUUAAGCUUGGGAAAUUAUGCAUCUCUCCAUGGAAAAAUAUACUGUAAACCCCAUUUUAAGCAACUUUUCAAAUCAAAAGGAAAUUAUGAUGAAGGUUUUGGACACAAGCAGCAUAAGGAAUUAUGGAAUUAUAAAGAUCAACUUAGUUCAAUUAACAAAACUCAAGCUGAAGAAACAAAUCCCAUUAAUAGCAUACCUGUUGAUCCUAAACCAAUUACAGAAGCUGAUAAAGGCUUGUACUCAGGUACUGAAGGUGCUCGUCCUGAUAUUUUGGACAACAAUUUGAAAACCACAGAAAGAGGUAAAUUAAAAAUGACAUGGCCUCCUUCAACAGAUGAUGCAACACCUAAGAAAACAUUCUCUAUUGAAGAAUCAGCUAAAGUAAAUAAGUCAAAGUGGCCCCCAGAAGGUUUUGCUCAAGAAGAUCCUAGUCCAUAUACAAAUAAACCUCUGGGCAACAAAAAGGAAUCUCAGAAAAAUCCCACAGUGAUGGAGCAAAAUAAGAAAAACAUCACAAAUUCACAACAAAAUCAACAGUCAUCCACUCUGUCUGAAAAACAAUGUACAAAUACCUCUAAAGCAGGCAAUAAUGGCAAGGAUGAGGAAUCUGGGAAUGUGAAAGAUAAGGUGAAUAAACUGGAAGCAUCAGAGAAUAGGGAGCAAAGUGGAAAGGAUAUUAAUGAGGGUGAUAAUGUAAUUGUGGAUAGCACUGGGAAGAAGCAAGAGAAACAAAUUAAUGAAACUGAUAAUUCAGAAGUGAUACAGGUUACUAACAUUGAUGAUGUUACAGUACAAAAGAAUCACAAAGAAUGCAACUUGAAUAACAGCAAUAAUAAUAAUUAUGCCACUUUUUCACAUCAAAAUAUUUGUACACAGAAAACAACUCUCUCAGGUGUGUCUACCCCAAAGACAGCAUUAAGCCAUCCUAUUUGCACUGAAUCACAGCAUGCCUUCGCAAAGCUGGACAGUCAGUCUGGAAAUGAAGAAAUAUAUGAGAUGUAUGAACCUCAUGAGAGCUAUUCUAGUGAUACUGUGCUUGCACAGGGUGAACAGAACUCAAAAGAUGAAGAUGCUGUUACUUUUAAGAGUCUUGCUGAAUUUAAUAACGAUGCCACGUGUCAGAAGUCUUGUACUAGCAGCACAUUCAGUUGGAAGAAGGCAACUAACACAACAUUGUCUGUUGAUACUGAGUUGUCAUGCACUGGAGAAGAAUCAGAAUAUGACAAAAAGGACAAAAAGCUAAACACUAUUUUAUCUGACACUCUGAAGACAUCUUUUCUUAAAAGAGACAACCUGGUUUUAAACUGUGGUGUAAUAAACUCUGCAGAUGCAAUAUUAUGUAAUACUUAG